Molecule: messenger RNA, 770 nt
Organism: Folsomia candida
Lineage: Eukaryota; Metazoa; Arthropoda; Collembola; Entomobryomorpha; Isotomidae
Exons: 6
Coding region: 100-651 (183 amino acids)
Molecular function (GO): odorant binding
Source: RefSeq, a predicted model, not a curated record
CUUUACUAUUUAAGCAAACUUUUCUCAAUCAUUAAUCACUUUACAAACAACUUUCUCAUCAAACUAAUCCUCAUCCAGAUUCAAAAAACCAGCUUCAAAAUGUACAAGUUAGCCAUCGCCUUGUCCGUCGCAGUUUUGGUUCUCGUUGUUGGAGCGUCCGCAGGCAAGAUGGAAGGGAAGAAGAUGAAGGACGGUCACCACAAGCACCACAACCUGACCUGCAAGGGGGAGGCCAUCAACAUGAAAGGUGCGUUUGUGGGAAAGAAGGAAUGUCAUGACGAGAUUUUUGGAACCUCUGCGACCACAAUCAACCCGAAAACCAUGACGGAGGAGGCUAAAAAAGAAAUGAUUCAGAAAUGGAAGGACAAUGCCUUGUGCAUGGAAGUGUGCGUAAUGAAGAAGCAAAAAACUCUCAACGCUGAUGGUACUUACAAUGCAGCUGAGGCUGAAAAAUGGGUGAAAGAAAUGUUCCCCACUUCAGUUCAAUCCGCAUUGAAGAAGGCGUUUGAUGACUGUGCAUCCACUAAUGGUAAAUCGUUCAGUUUGGACAACAAAUGUGCUGGAUACAAGGCGUUCAGAGAUUGCAAAGUGAAGGCGAUUAUGGAGAUUUGUGAAUUCAAAAAGGGACAAUUCAAUCCAGAGGACAAUUAAAUCUGUAGCUGGCACAAAAUUUGGUCAUUUAUAAAAUAAUUAGUCCGGAAAUUAAUGGAUUAAAAUAAAAAUACGACUUCCUUCAAUAAUAAAUGCAGUCAAAUUAAAUAAUUAAAAUU